GUCCACAGCAGGAUCUGGGACAAGCCGAAGUCGCUCGGGCACUCUCGGGAGUCUCAGACGCUCCGCUUUCAGCCGGCACAGCACCUCAGCUUCAAGGUCAGCUUUGUAGAGUCCAAGGUCAUGAGUUUCGAGCGCUAUUGCCUUUAUUGGCUCAGGUAACCUGUGUCAACAGGACAUGUAGCAGUGACGACGAACGAUGAGGCUGCGUCGAGGUAUCGGUCAGGUGUCCACGUGGUGGACGUCAUGGGAAUAUCCACGAUUGAACAGUGGAGAUAACUUGUGCCACAACCACUUUCACUUAGGCUAGCCUAUCGCUCAAGAUGCCUUGUUCACCGGAGAUAUUGCCGCGUAUUCGACUCUACGUACGAAAACUAUUCAGAAGGUAUAUUGCAUGCUCCGCGUCGAUCGCUGAGUCCGAAUCGCUGGACCAUCAGGCCUUAACGGGGUCACCGACCCGUCCACCUGAGCCGAAUGAAGGAAAACAGUAUUGUCAAAUAGAUACUCCCUCGACAUCCCUUGUAUGCGACUUCUGUUGGGAAGGACUGUUCGCGCAGGGUCCUUUCCAAGGAGCCUGGACUUUACAGAAGACUCCGCACCCAGGCUUUUCACAGAAGACCACUUGGGAACAAGUAGAGGUGUCCUCUCAUCGCGGUUGUCAAUGGUGUACUCUCGUUCUGGCCACAAGGACGCCGGAAGCCGCGCAUCAGGAGACUGUGCGCGUCACGAUCCGCUUUCGGGUCAGUUCUACCAACAACGGAGAAACACCCGAAGGAAUUCAGAUGAUGGUACUCGUUAUCGAUGGCAAACCUCACUCUUCCUACUACAUCUAUACUUCGCGGGAUAACCCUGCAGCACCAUUCAUCGUCGCUAGGGAUCGGUUGCUCCAACUGAACUCUUCCUAUGCUAUAGCCAUGGCGCAGGAGAGUCUCAUGAACUGCAUACGCAAUCAUCAACAGUGCUCCACUGCCCAUGUCAGCAUCCUUCCAACCCGAGUCAUCGACUGUCUGGACCCCCGUAAUCUGAAGCUUUACGUCUCAAACGGCGAACAGGCGCCGUAUGUUGCCCUCAGCUACGUGUGGGGCGAGCCCCAGUCCCAUCGAACGACUACGGAAAACGUUGACGCCUACCUUCGCCGUAUCGACUCCUCGUUGCUCCCGCAGACAAUUAAGGACGCGAUCGAGUGCACCCACGCAUUCGGCCACCGCUACCUCUGGAUCGACUCCCUAUGCAUUCUACAGGAUUCCGAGGAAGACAAGGCCCGCGAGAUCUCGCAGAUGUGCAGUAUCUACAGACACGCAUAUUUCACCAUCAUCGCCGCCAGCGCGCCCAAGGUCGGCGCGGGCUUCCUACAGGAGCGUCCUCCACCAUCCUCAGAUGAAGUCACGUUGCCGUUUCGCUGUCCCGACGGCAGUGUAGGGACGAUGUCGCUGUCGCCCGUCUGGCGCCAGUACGAUGGAUCCACCGAACCUGUGAACCAACGCGCGUGGUGUCUCCAAGAGCGCCUCCUGUCCCCUCGCGCCCUGGUGUACGCCUCGCACACGCUGCAGUUCCACUGCCAGACGUCCAUCGUGAACGUGGGGAAUGCGGUGUGCGGGCCCAUGCUGGGGCAGCGGCUUCCUGAAAUGCUAUUCCGUCCCGACUCCAGAAUUCCCUCUCCCCUGUCGUCAAGGGAUCUGAAGAUGCUCCGCUGGGCGUGGAUAGAGACGGUCGGGGACUACUCCCAGCGCGCAAUUACUGAGCCAGGAGACAAGCUGGUCGCGUUUGCGGCCGUUCCAGAGCUGUUCGCGCGGGCAUGGAAGUCAGAGUACCUCGCGGGGCUCUGGCGUCGCUCGCUCACCCAGGAUUUGUUGUGGCAUACGAACUUCGAGACGCGCUUCGCGAGGCCCUCAAAGUACAGGGCGCCGUCGUGGUCGUGGGCCGCCGUCGAUGGUCACAUCUUGGCGAGCUCUAUGGACGACCGGCUGGAUCCGCAGUCUGGCGAGACUCGGGGCUGUGAUAUUCUCGGCUGUGACGUUCUUCUCGCAACUCCCCUGCUGCCUUACGGAAAAGUGUCGUCUGGAAUGCUGAGUGUUCGCGUCGCGAUGGUGAAGGCGACUUGGAAUCCGGAGUCUUCGAUGCCUGAUCUCUAUCUACCAAUUGACCUCGCGCCUGAAGCACCGCAAGACGUGCUCUUCCCCCAUGUAUCACCUGUGGCUCAGGCGGAGCGAAUGCAUAUCGGCUGUGCCUAUCCGGAUGCCGUGGAGGAUGUCCUGGAGAUCUGGGCCGUACCCGUUUUGUGGAAUGAGCUGCGGCAAUACGCCGCAGGGCUCAUCGUCACACGUGCGGGUGAGGGAGAUCAGUAUCGCCGGGUUGGAUACUUCCACUCACCAGAGGACAGCCCCGCAGGUUUGUCCUGGAUGCUCAGUCAGGACAGGAGAGAGAUUGUAGUCGUCUGAAUCCAUAGCCAGUGACGUCCAUCUUUAUGUAGUUGAUGAUUGCCUCUUUCCGAUCUCCACAUGGUACGAUAUGGUGGAGACUCGGACCACAGCUGUGCAUGUCUUAUGUCCGCUGAGCACGAUGACUGGCAUUAUGCCGCAACUUGAAUAACCC
Dichomitus squalens LYAD-421 SS1 is the source of this 2589-nucleotide messenger RNA. Its product is annotated as HET-domain-containing protein. Bases 321 to 2435 code for a protein of 704 amino acids. The transcript has 3 exons. Lineage: Eukaryota; Fungi; Basidiomycota; Agaricomycetes; Polyporales; Polyporaceae. The record is from RefSeq and is a predicted model, not a curated record.